GUCACAAGUCAACAAAUUACACUAUAACCCCUAAAAUAAAUCAAAAUGCCUCUCGAUUACCGUAGAUUUAACGGCCCAGAAGAUAGUGUAUCCUACAAACGUUUCACAAAAGACUAUUUAAAAACCUACGACGAACUGCAUAAAGAUUUAAUAAACGAAAAAGGCUCACGGAAAGAUGGGCGCGCUCUAUCCGAAGCCCGAAGCAUGUUUGCGAGAACAGAUAUGGUGUCUCAAGCAAAGGGGUCGGCGUAUGUAGAAUUGAAGAAAACUAAAGUUGUGUGUUCCGUUUUUGAUCCAAGAGAAAUACCACAUCAAAACGAAUUUAGCCAACUGGGGCAACUGUAUUGUGAAGUGAAGUUUGCUCCAUUCUCGUGUCCCCGCGAACGCCGACCGCACGCGCCAGACACCGAAGAAAAGGCAUUGUCUGUAGCUCUGAGACAGGCACUGGAACCUGCAGUCUGCAGGCAUUUGUUUCCUAAUUACCAGAUUGAUGUUUUUGUCUACAUUUUGGAACAUGACGGAGCCUGUCUAGCUGCAGCCAUCAACGCCGCAGGCCUAGCAUUAGGAGACGCUGCUGUCCCUAUGUACGAUAUAAUCACUGCUUGCUCCUUAGCUGUCAUUGGAGACAAGACAUUUAUUGAUCCCACUGAGGCUGAAGAACAUGUGGCCAUAAUGAGUCCAGGGAACAAUACUAACCACGGAAAUGUGACCAUGUCAAUGUUAUCAGGGUUGAAACAGAUAUCGGACUUCAGAUUAACGGGCUCUAUGGAUGUAGAAUGUACGACAAAUGCCAUGGAGGUUUUAGAAAAAGAGUGUGAUAGAAUUGUUCCGAAUAUACAGAAGGUUCUUGUUGUAAAUGUGGUGAACCGUUUGAAACAACAGGCGGUUCUAAAAGAGGAGGCUAAGAAGAGGGAAGUAUCGUUGAAUGUUAAGAUGGAGGAGUGGAAAUCAUUAUUAAACGCUGGAUGAAGUUUAGACUUUUAUUUGGAAGAGCUGCAUAUUGAGAAGCAAGAUAUUAGCUGCUCAGACGGGCUGUGCUUUGAUCCCAGAACUAUGUUAGCCAUAGGGUCAUCGCUACGUAUUUUGAAUGUGUCAGAGAACAAGCUAACAGAUGUUUUAUGGGCUAAACCACUUCGCCGAUUGGAAGUCCUCAUUGCCAAGAAGAAUAACUUAGACGAUUUUACCGAAGUUGCGGAUGGCCUUUGCACGUUGGUAUCACUAGUAGAUGUGAAUUUCUUAGGCAAUCCAAUGACCAAAAGGCAUCGAUAUAAAGAAACAAUUAUAGCAAGAUGUUCACAAUUACGAGUCUUAGAUUCUGUGGUUUUGCACACCACGUCGAAAACUUUCCUCCGAAGUUUUGAUAAAGCCCUGCGACUACGUCAAAUGCAUGAAAAGAAUAAAAUUAGUAUGACACAACAAGGUGCGGACGAAUUCAUGGAGCUUAAUAUGUUACCGGGACCCCGAGCUCGUAGCGCUAUCACUAUAUCGGAAACAGAAACGAACCGGAAAUCUAAUGUGACUGUGCUCGACGCUACCAGCAACUUCAUGCCACGCAAUCUAUGGAACAGGACACUACUAUCCCCUAGCGAAACUAUAGCUCCUCCGAGUGAAGCACCGAAAAGAAAAGAAUUUUUUUCUGACUCGUAUGAACAACCCAUUAAGGGAAUUUUGAAGAAACCCAUGCCUAUGAAAUAUAUUUAAUAAUUUCUACUACUCAUUCAAAAAUUAAGUUAUUAAGUUACUACUUAAUGUAAUUGGAUUUUUUAAUGGUUUUAUAGUGUUUUUUAUUUAUACAACAAUAAAAUUAAUUUACAAGAAUCCAAACUAGUUCCGAUUAAAAAAAGAACUGUCAAU
This is a messenger RNA of Leguminivora glycinivorella, 1854 nucleotides long. RefSeq lists its product as uncharacterized. The transcript is spliced from 9 exons. The record is from RefSeq and is a predicted model, not a curated record. NCBI's taxonomy places the organism in Eukaryota, Metazoa, Arthropoda, Insecta, Lepidoptera, Tortricidae. Gene Ontology annotation, cellular component: nuclear exosome (RNase complex); cytoplasmic exosome (RNase complex); nucleolus. Gene Ontology annotation, biological process: rRNA catabolic process; nuclear mRNA surveillance; poly(A)-dependent snoRNA 3'-end processing.